This is a messenger RNA of Ostrea edulis (European flat oyster), 3289 nucleotides long. RefSeq lists its product as uncharacterized. Lineage: Eukaryota; Metazoa; Mollusca; Bivalvia; Ostreida; Ostreidae. The record is from RefSeq and is a predicted model, not a curated record. The transcript has 7 exons. The coding region runs from base 700 to 2310 and encodes 536 amino acids.
AAUCAUUUGUAUCUAGUACUCCAUUCAGCUGUCGCUGUUACAUGUGUGUUUUCUGUCAACCUUUGUUUCAUGUGUUAGAAUUCAUUCAUCUGUUUCUGUCACCUGGAUUCGAUAUAUAAACUCAGUUCCCAAGGUUAAGAAACUUCUUAACACUACAAAUGUAAAUAUGAUUCGCAGGAGGUAUCACUCUCAGCCAUUUCAAAUUACUUUUGAAUUAAUAUGUAAAGAAAAUGGCAAACAUUCGUUAAUUUACCGAUAGUUCAUCUUCACGAUGUCCGACAUAAUGGAAAAAUGAUUGGUAAAAAUCUUUUCAUUUGUGUUUAAAUUUAAGCCUCGUUUAAAAAUUUGAAAAUUUUUAAUUAAUAAAUGUCACUGUGGUGAAUUAAUAAGGCAAUCCUGAUUUGCAUUUUUGCGACCAAGAAACGAUGCACGUGAAAACCAGUCGGGCGCUUCAAAGAAUGCUAUUAUCUCAUCAGAGGUAGAUGUACGACUGUCAUAAUCCAGAAAACUGAAAGAGAAUUCCUUUAAACAAAAGGACCAUUUUAUAUCAGGUUAGAAGAGUAGUUUUACGUCGUAAGCCUAUCCACCUGAAUUGUGAGGGGAAUUAUGAACUUAUUUCAGGAGGACUAAGUUUUAAAGCAUCCGCUGUAUUCUAUUUGGAUUUUUUCGAAAAGCAAACCAGAAAAAAUAAAUCGUAACAUGGAUACCCCUGAGGACCAGUCCGUGCCCCCCUGGACGCUGUUUUUUGAAGGAUCACUUUACAAGAAAUAUGUAGAAUAUAUGAAAAACCAUGAUCUCUCCAAGAUGGAUAGAUUUGGAGUUUUGAGCAACAAAAACUCGCCACUCACAGAUCCGCCUAUGCUCAGCAACGAAACUAACUGGAUCCCACCAAGUUUCAGUACACAUGAAAACGGAAAUCCAAAUUACAGUGAUCAUUAUUAUGACGGUGAAAAGGGACCGUCCCGCGACUCUCCGCCCCCCUACGGUGCAGCUCCAUGCGGCGGUCAGUCCACAUCCUCGGACACCAAUGCCCUCACGGAGGCUCAAAAGCGCAGAAACAGGCACACAGUUGGAUUUGUCUUUUUCGGAAUUCUCUUAAUCGGUGCUGCCGCUGCCGCCACGGCGCUCAUCAUCCACUACGUCUUUAUAACAGAGCAUGAACGAAUAACAGACCACAAGCUGAAUUUAAUCAACAACAACACUAGAGCCGAUUUAAUCGAAGAAAAUAAAGACGACAUUUCAAUAGAUGACUUAGGGAAGAUAGGACCAAAACUGACCACUGUGUCACCGGCAGAAACUGCCCACAACGGGAGCAGCGUGGACAUCGAUGUGUCUGACCCCGAGACGUUCUCCGUGCCACGUUCGACGGAAGCGCCUGUAAAAACAGACAAAGAAUCAGAACCAGAGACUACCACAUCUACCACUACACCAGCCCCGGAGACAGCGCCACCUAAAAUAGUCGAGUUCCCUGAUUACACCUACGAAAUCGGACAGACCGCUAAACUGCGAUGUAAAAUCAACCGGAUCCGGAUGUGGGACGCUAUCUCUAUUAAUGGAACCAAGGAUGUCGAAGGCCAAGACACACCCUUAUCUUUUAAGCUGCUGAGUAAUAACGAGACCUGUUUGGAAGGUAACGACAGUCGAAUCACAACAGAAUUUGAUAUUCAGCAGACCCGAAAAGCAUCGGCAAAGUACGACGACAUCGAGAUGGUUCUUCACUUCAGUGAAAUCCAGUGCCAAGAUAUGGGAAAUUAUGAAUGCUGGGUGGAUGGUCCAACGGCCUAUAAAGUGACAAACUCGCUGACCGUUAAACGCUACCCAAGAAGUAAACCCGUUCUAGAAAUCCCAUUUUCCAUUAUCGAAAACGAACCAAUUUCCAUCAAGGGCCGCUGGAGCAGUGGCUUUCCACAAAGCUAUGGCGAACUCGGCUGGUACAUAAUUCCACCAGGACGCGACAGGGAAAACCCAUGGACCGAGGUAAAGAAUACCGUCAACACCAAAGAAUGCGAGAACGAGGCUGCAAGCUUGAUCAGCCUGACGCCAACUAUGCAGUUCAACCAGACUAAAAUUAAACUUCAGCCCUAUUUUCUUCCUGAGUAUCUCGCGGAGUCACAAAGACAUAAGGUGGAACACGUGAUACAGGAAAUACUAGUGGUCCCGGCAAACUUUUGCGAUGGGAAAGAGAAGAACAAGAACUUAAAUCACCCUUAUACAUGCAGACUCUUUAUAAUGUGUACAGAGAAAAUCAACGUGUACGAGUGUCCCAAAGAAACAGCGUGCUUUGAUGAGGCAAAGGGGUCGUGUGAGUAGACUGUUAGAACAGCCGGACUCGCCUCACUACAAACAAUAAUGUGUGAUAUACAGAAUACGUGUGGAGAGAUGGAUUACACGUAUAAAUCAGAACAUUCUGCGUCACAGCCUCGGAUAGAUAGAGCAGUGUCCGAAAGUACCAAGUGUGAACUGAAGAUAGAGCCGAUCUGAACCGCUAAUCGAAAAGUGAUCAAAGAAAUGCGAAAUGAACCUGGAAGUGGUCUGUUGGUUUUAAAUUCCACCACAGUUAUGCCAGUUGGAAUGGGUUAACUUGUCUUAAACAACAUUUAGGAAAUUAAACAUAUAUCUGUACAUAUCGAUGCAUGUUAAAGUUUAUUAUUCCAUAUACAUGUCAAAGUUUAUUAUUCUAUAUUACAUUUCCAUUUCUAGACUUUGAUAUCUCUACAAAUUGUAAUGAUAGCCAUUUCCUCGUGAAAAAGAUUAACAUACAACGGCUGGGAAUUCUUACAGAAAUGAAAGUAAAAUGUGAAUACAAGAAAUGAAUUUUAAAAACCCGCAUGAGGGUAUGAACUGCAACACUUCACGUUAGUAUACUUGUACUGAAGCUAUGACGCUUCAGGAAGUAUGUCGAUGUGAAGCAUUGCUGUUCAUACCUCAUGCAAUUUCAAAAACGAAAUUCAUUUCUUAAAAAUAUACUUUUAAUAUAUAUCUGCUUUCUACCUUAUGAUUUUGUCUGAUGGACUUUAAAAUACUGAAAUGGACAUUUCUUUUCAAAACCGGUCUUAAUUUAAUCUCUACGAGUUAAAUUUAUCAGCAAAUGUGUUUUUGAAAGUAUGAAAGCUUUCUGUACAGGCAAUAUAAUUGCAGAAAUACAGCUUUUCAGUAUUUACCAAUCAUAUUAUAACCAGAUAAACCUGCAUUAAUAGCAAUCUGGUUUUAAUAAGACAUAUUGCUAUUUGAACUUUCCAGACAGUCGUAGACUAAAUGUGGAUACAUUAAAGCUGCAUAUGUAUAUCUA